AUGCUGCCGCCACCGUCUCUCCUCCUGCUCCGCUCCGGCGCGCCGCCCAGCGCACCCCCCCUGCAGGGGCGGCGGCGGCGGUGUCCCACGCCAGUGCGGGCGUCAUGGCAGGAGCUGGCGGGCGUGUUGGUGUUCUCCGCCAUCCCCUUCACCGCCGUCAAGGCCCUCGCCAACAGCCCCCUGGGCGCCCGCCUCCGCCGCCGCCUCGAGGACAGGAAGGCCGCCGCAGCUGCCGAGGCCGCCGCUCUCCGCGCUGCUGCGCGCGGCGCCCGUAACAACAGCUUUUGGUACGGCGGAGAUCGGCCGCGGUGGCUUGGUCCCGUCCCUUACGACUACCCUGAGCAUUUGACCGGAGAGUACCCUGGAGAUUAUGGGUUCGAUAUUGCAGGUCUGGGCAGGGAUCCCGUUGCUUUCGCAAACUACUUCAACUUCGAGAUCUUACAUUGUCGGUGGGCCAUGCUUGCUGCUCUCGGUGUUGUUAUUCCUGAGCUAUUAGAUCUUUUUGGGUUAGUGCAUUUUGUUGAGCCUGUCUGGUGGAAAGUUGGUUAUGCAAAACUUCAGGGUGAUACCCUUGAUUACCUUGGGAUUCCUGGAUUCCGAAUUGCUGGUGGUCAAGGUGUCAUUGUAAUUGCUAUCUGCCAAGCCCUCUUGAUGGUUGGACCUGAAUAUGCGAGGUACUGUGGGAUCGACGCACUAGAACCAUUGGGAAUAUAUCUUCCUGGUGACAUAAACUACCCAGGAGGAGCACUUUUUGAUCCCUUGGGCCUGUCCAAGGAUCCCGUGGCAUUUGAGGAUCUCAAGGUGAAAGAAAUCAAGAACGGUCGCCUGGCGAUGGUAGCAUGGUUAGGAUUUUACAUCCAGGCGGCUGUGACUGGCAAGGGCCCUGUACAGAACCUGGUUGAACACUUGUCCGACCCACUCCAUAAUAACAUCUUGUCCUCCUUCCACUAA
Molecule: messenger RNA, 951 nt
Organism: Miscanthus lutarioriparius
Lineage: Eukaryota; Viridiplantae; Streptophyta; Magnoliopsida; Poales; Poaceae
Source: the annotation of a GenBank genome assembly